CGUCCGUCGGUAUGUGAGUACACACACGAAGGUCAGCUGCUCAGGUCACUCCUUCCUUGAUGUGUCAUCUAUCCGUUUGGUUGGUAAGUGUGGGAGGUUAGUUCAGUUCACAGGGCUGCCCGUUCACGCAUCUACAUCCCACCCGUACGUCACGUCAUAUCACUGCACUGAUCCGAAGCUCAUCUGUGGCUGCUCCCUCGGCACCGCUCGACCGACCCGCAUCACAACAUCCGCCAGUUCCCGCUUGCCGACGGACACGAUCCGACUCUCUGACGGCACACACACACAAUCAUGCACAGAGGAGAGAGAGAGGCAGUAGCUGCUCUGCUUACGGACUUGUGAGUCCGACGGCCUGAAUCUGCGCCACCAUGUUCGUAGCGGCCUCCUCCGCACUCUGAUCAUCGUCAUCAUACGCCACUGCAAUCACCACGGCGUCGGGGUGGCCGCCACGGGCAUCGAACUCCCUGUACACACAGACAUACACACGUACAAUCACACGCACAGAUAUUACCACCAACAGGUCUCACCACACCUGAUCCGAUCCAGGUCAGCCGUAGUAUGCUCACCCUUCUGCAGAGGAAGACACACAAGUUAUAUCUACCUGUUCCCUUUAGUGUCUACUUACCUCGAAUACCUGCAGGCAUCUGGGUAGCUGUUCGUCGCGGCCUGGCGACAUGUCGAUGACGUUGACGAGCUCCCACAUGAUGGGGUCUGCACCGCCAGCGGCGACCAGCUUGUCCAGCAGCCGCUGAGCACUGUGUGGGACAACAUACCUGACAGACAGGAUUGUGCAGGCAGGCAGGCAGGCAGGCAGGCAGACAGGCAGUGCCUGGGAAGAGCACAGAGUGCGUACCCGUGGCGAGGAUCACUUUGGGAAACGAAGUCGAUGUCAGUAGGUGGCGCGAUGCGAUGACUGCACCGGCAGGGACACAUCCAUCCAUCCAUCCACGUAUGUAUCGCGCGCGCGCGUGUGUGUGUGUGUGUGAGAGAGGGGAGAGGGAGAGGGGCUUACAUGACGGGGUUGCCCUCCCGGGUGUCGACGUCCUUGACGAACGGGUGGCCUCGCAGCUCGUCAGCGGAGGGGCGGCCGGCCGGUUCGACACACAUGCACCUAAGUAAACAAGACACAUACCUAACACACACCUAGGUCUGAGAGUGUGGUUAUUCACUUAUCGAGAAAAUCGCGAAACUCGUCGCUGAAGCCCUGGAGCGUGAGGCCCUCCGACCCGGGGCUCUGCUGCAAACACGCGGCCGCCUGAAUACAUUCAACAACCCACAAAUGUACACACAUACACACACACGCAUCCAGAGAGGUGUCUGUCUGUCCUCCUGCCGUCCCCACCCUCCUGAUCCUCUGUGCAGUGAUAUCCCCCUGCUGCGAGAAGGCCAUAAAGGGCAGCCGUCCCUCCGCCAAGACAAUGCACACCGUGCCGACCGCCCAGAUGUCAACCUGAAUGCAUUCCACUCAUGCACACCCACACACACGGGCACUUUGCGCUCAUGUGUGCUGCGGGCGGCUGGUUCAGUGCUGCGUACCGACCGAUUUGGUGUAUGAGUGGGGGCGCUGGCUUCUCAAAACGGCCGUAAACGGCCACGCGCUCAGAUCAAGCAUCUCUGGCGCCAUCAGACACAUUGCUCUUGACAUGCCUGCAGGGCACAGGGAGAGAGAGAGAGAGAGGAAUCUUGCGUGUGUGGCCCUCCGUGUGUUGUGUGUCCUCACCUUGCACGGGGUUGGGUGUUGCGCAGCGGUCCUCAGGGCCGCCCAGCAGCUUGGCUGACCCGAAACCCCCUGAAGACACGCACAUUCUUUCUCUCCCCUCUCUGCCGUCGCCCUUCCACUCACCUAGUUUGACAUGGCCCCCGAGGUCCAUAAGGAUGUUGUGGUACGUGACCCCACGAUGCACCACCUCGUGUCGAUGCAGGUCGCACAGCGCCUCAAGGACAGAGGCGGCCACGUGUUGGACCUCAGCUUCGGUCAUCCGCCCGCCGUCCGGCAGCCUCAGGAGCAACCAGCCGACCGACAGGUAGCCGCAAUACUCGGAGACGAUCUGCAGACAGACAGACAGAUCUUCUUCGUGUGUGCAGCCAGCCGGAUGCCACGUACCCAGAGAUGGUCAUCCUGGUCAUCAUGUUCUCGGUGCGUGGCCAGUGUGGUCACGAUGGUCGGAUUGCUCCUGCACGUGUGCAGAAUGCGCACCUGCUGGUCCGCUCGCCGCCUGUCAGCCUCCGUCUUGUAAGGGAGCCGUUUGACGACCACAUCUCGCUCUGUUGCCCUGUGUGUCAUCAGCGUCACUUUGACGUCAGCGAUCUGAAUCAACGGAAGCCACCAGACCAUCCAUCCAUCCAUUCAUUGUGUAUCGGUGUCAUUCACCUGUACGUGUUUGAGUAUCCCUUUCUGCUCGUACAGAUCGCUCAGAGAAAACCUGAAGCACACACACAUACACACACAACACACACCCUUCUCAAAAAGUCAUUUCUCAUUGGUGCGUGUCUCAUUGGUGCGUGUGUUCGGACGCCGCCCCCCCCUCUUCCGAUCGCGCAGAGCCAGAUCCCGCCCACAUCUCCCCGGAGCCCGUGCCGACACAAUCAGCACACCCCCAAGCCGUCGCUGUCGGUAUGCGGCACACACGAAGACGGUGCCGCCACUCACCGGAGAAAACUGGCCACACCGUAACCUACGCUCCAAAAUGGUAAAGCUGACACAAAGCGUCCAUCCCCACUGCAAGAUGCCCUUGCUGCCUUGCCUACACUGUGGGCUGCUGCUCACCUGUGGGUUCUUGCCUUCUUGCGGUGGUGCAGACCUCUUGGCGAACCGCACUCGGAUGUCCUGUGUGACGCGAUCGGCGCUUACAGUGUAUCUGACAGACCAAAAUGGACACCACAAGGCACCAGAGUGAUGUGCUGAGGCUCGUGUUGGCCUGUCUGCUGCAGAUCUGCCUCCCCGCGCUGAGAUCUGUGUCGUGGCAGAAUGAGCAGCUGCUGUGCCCGCCCUGCUGCUGUGCCAAGCUCACCUGUUCUGUUGGUGUCAGGCGUUCAUUCGGUAGGCUCACUGCGGCUCGGCUCGGUGCGAAUGGCUGAGAAUGGGACACGGUUCGCAGCUGACGGCGGAUGUCUGAGGGCCCGCCAGGCCACUCAGUGGCUAACAGCAGCAGGCCUGUGGUGUCGGCAAGAGGGGGCGUCCUCUGUGGGCGUUUGGCAAACGUGCCCACACCUGAUCGCUCGGCUCGCAAAAGAGGCCAAAGCGGCGGCUAGAGGUGAGAAUGCGCAGCACAU
Molecule: messenger RNA, 3273 nt
Organism: Vitrella brassicaformis
Lineage: Eukaryota; Vitrellaceae
Source: the annotation of a GenBank genome assembly